Lemur catta (Ring-tailed lemur) is the source of this 626-nucleotide messenger RNA. RefSeq names its product lysozyme g1 (gene LYG1). Gene Ontology annotation, cellular component: extracellular region. Gene Ontology annotation, molecular function: lysozyme activity. The record is from RefSeq and is a predicted model, not a curated record. Gene Ontology annotation, biological process: peptidoglycan catabolic process; defense response to Gram-positive bacterium. The transcript has 5 exons. NCBI's taxonomy places the organism in Eukaryota, Metazoa, Chordata, Mammalia, Primates, Lemuridae.
AUGUCUGCAUUGUGGCUGCUUCUGGGCCUCCUUGCCCUGACUGACACAUCUGAAAGCAGCGAUUGGGGAUGCUACGGAAACAUCCGAACCUUGGUCACCCCCGGGGCAUCUUGUGGGACCGGAAGACGCCGUGGUCUGAACUACUGUGGAGUUCGUGCUUCCGAAAGGCUGGCUGAAAUAGACAUGCCAUACCUACUGAAAUAUCAAUCCGUGAUGUGAACUGCUGGCCAAAAGUACUGCGUGGAUCCUGCAGUGAUUGCUGGUGUCUUGUCCAGGGAGUCUCAGGGUGGCAACGUUCUGGUCAACAUGGGCAACAUGGGUGAUAGGAUUAGGGUGGUACAGGACGCUGGCUUGUCUGCACCCACAUCCUGGAUUAGUGAGUCCCAGGUUUCCCAGAAGACUGAGAUUCUUACUACUAGAAUCAAAGAAAUCCAGAGGGAGUUUCCAACCUGGACCCCUGACCAGCACCUGAGAGGUGGACUCUGUGCCUAUAGUGGGGGUGCUGGCUAUGUCAGAAGCAGCGAGGACCUGAGCUGUGACUUCUGCAAUGAUGUCCUUGCCCGAGCCAAAUACCUCAAGAGACACGGCUUCUGAGGCUUCAGGCGAAACCCAAGAUCAUUAUCAUA